AUAAUAGUUGGUUGAGACCAAAAUUCUCGUGUUAAUCAUUACCAUUAGUUCUCUGCUUUUCAAAUGGCUUCAACAAAUCUCACACAUUCCACAAUAGAACACCAAACAAAGGCUGUGCAACAAGAAGCAAGUGAUCAAGAAGACCAUGAUUUUAAGGAGCUAAUUCUCUCACUCCCUAGAGAGAAUGGUUGGAUAACCCCAGAUUUCACUUUUUUCCAAGGCUUUUGGUGUGUAUCAACUCUAAUCCAACCCAUAAUCACUUUUCAAAAGCAAUUUCAAGCCAAAGACAGUGAUAUUCUUGUAGCCACCUUGCCAAAAUCAGGCACAACCUGGUUGAAAGCCCUUACCUUUGCCAUCACCAACCGCCAGCGCUUCUCCCCCUUAGAGGAUCACCACCCUUUACUCAAAUCCAAUUCCCAUGAGCUUGUGCCUUUUCUUGAAAUCAAUUUUUAUGGCCAAACCCUUGAUGGCAUUCCUCAAUUUGACAUGUCAAAAAUGACUGAGCCAAGAAUUUUUGGUACUCAUAUUCCUUUCAAUUCAUUGGCUAAGUCAAUUAAGGACUCCAAAUGUAAGAUAAUUUACAUUUGUAGGAACCCAUUUGACACUUUUGUGUCUCAAUGGAUUUUCCUAAACAAAAUAAAGCCAGAGGAAUUACCUGAAUUCACACUAGAGGAAGCUUUUGAAAGGUACUGUAAAGGGGUAACUGAGUAUGGUCCAACAUGGGAUCACAUGUUGGGUUACUUGAAGGAAAGCGUAGCUAGACCAAACAAGGUGUUGUUCUUGAAGUAUGAGGAUCUUAAAGAGGAUGUCAAUUUUCAUGUGAAAAGAAUUUCUGAGUUUUUGGGUGUUCCUUUCACUCAGGAGGAGGAAAGUGGUGAAGUGGUUGAAAAUAUAAUCAAGCUGUGUAGCUUUGAGAAGAUGAAGGAUUUGGAGGUUAAUAAAUCUGGUACUUUGGGAUUGAACUUUGAGAAAAAGUACUUUUUUAGGAAGGCUGAAAUUGGGGAUUGGGUGAAUUAUCUUUCCCCUUCAAUGGUAGAAAAGUUGUCCAAAAUCAUGGAAGAAAAGUUAAGUGGAUCAGGGCUUUCAUUUAGGAGUGAUUAGCUACCUAGUGAUUAUCUGAUACACUGGUUAUUAUGUAUAAUAAGUGGCUACAUUAUAAGAGCUAUGCAUUUAGCUUAAAUGUGUGGCACCAAUGUUGUUGUGGUUUUUUCUUAUGGUAAAAUAACAAUCGCUUAGUGCAAAAUUAGAUUCUCUUUUAAGAUUUUGGAUUACUAGAGGUGAUAGAUAAGUCAUAUAUAUUCUGCAAGACUUUAUUAAAAAUAGUAUCUAAAAAUUUACUUCAACAUCUACUACUUCUUAUUCUUCCACCACUGUAGCUAAAAGACAUCCUAUUGCGUUUUGACACGUGUCCAGCCUUCUUUUAAUUAUUUUUUUCCAACUUUGCAGGGCCCAUACGACGUCGUUUCUGAAUUUAGGUUUGGUUCUCCUCAUCUGCCAUGAACGAUUUUCUUUUGCGUGUAACCUUUCCCUUUCUACCUGCUCCUCCUGCUCCGCCGAACCAUCCAUCACCUCUUGAUUUCUCUUCCACAACCGUCCUUUUCUCCACAUCAAACCGAAACUCUAGCACUGAUUCUGUGUUUUCGUUCCUAUUUCUACCCACUUCUCACCAAUCCAUCGAUUCUGUCUUCUCCGAUUGAUCUGGCUUUACUUUCGGCCGCCGGUGCACUGUUACGCCGAUUCGGUGGCUCCAUUCAUGGUCCAACACCUCCAUCGAUCUACUGUUGCUUGCUCAUCCUUCUCUCAUUUCAUUACAGUUCCAAGGAGUAAAUCACGGCUAGACUAUCUUUAAAGCCAGUACCUUCGUACCUUCAUUCAUCUGUAUUUCUAUUCCCUUCAUUUUUUUUGUUCUAAUUUGCAUUUUGUAAUACUCAUUUUAUAGAUUCAAGUACCUACCACUGAUAGAGUUGUAGGUCUGCCAGAAAAUCUGUUCAAUUUUGCUAUAAAUACCCCAUGUUGUGAACCCCUCAUUCAUCUGCUUUCCCAUAUCCCAUUUGCUUAUUUCCACUGAUUUCCCCAAUGUCUGCACCUUUCAAUUCAAUUCGAAGCUUAUCCAGAACUUUUUACUUAUCGCAUUGUAUUGUUAGUAUUGGGUAUUAUUCUGAAGCAUUGUAUUGUUAAUGAAACUGUAAUGAAAUCUCGAAUAUUAUAUUGUAUUGUAUUGUUAAGAAUUGUAUUGUUAAUAUUAGGGAAAAGGAGAGAAGCAUUGAAGAUCUGAGCAAAGGUUAUUAUGAAGUGGGAGAUGUUUGCUAAUGUGUUGGACAUUUUUGCUCCUCUUCAAAGUGUCAAUAACACAACCAUAGAAAUACCUAUGCUUCAACUUGGAGUGGAUGAAAGCUAUAACUUGCUGAUUUCUAAAGCCAAGGAGGGUUCUGUUGCUGGGGAAGUCACAAUUGAGGGUUGUUAGGCUUAAGGAGCAGAAGAUCCAGGUCAAGAAUUACUGAUGUAAUGUAACAUUGAAAAGAAAUUUAUGACAUGGAUGCUAUUUUGCUGGUAGCAGGUUGGUGGCAGUUUGUGGUGUUGUGGUGAGUGAAGGUUGUAGAUAAAGCAUGAAAGUUGGUUAAGCAUGAAAUCUUCUUUUAUCUAUAACUUAUCUUGAACUCAUUGAAAAAUUCUUUUAUUCAUCUUUUUACAGCUCUCCCUGAUUAUUAUACCUAUGAUGAAACUACAGAUGCAAAUUCAAGUUCUCAUCAGAAAAUGAAACAUGUAACUAAAGCAAACAUAUAUCAAUAAGGUUAUCAUGUCUGAUCGAGUGCAUUUCUAUGAAAUCCAACCCUCUCUUAUUUUCACUUGAUCUGGAUAGCAAUAUUUUUUGUUUUAACUUCAAAUUAUUUUCCAAAUAGUAUGAAUAAGAUUGUCAUUCACCUAAAAUGACUUUGCUUUUCAAGGGUUGGAUAUAAGAACCAACAUGUGCAGAAGACACUAUGUGAACCUGUUGUUAAUUUUAUGGUUACUGUCAAGGGAUAUUUAGGCGGAAACAUUUUAUCUUUUCAUCAUUGGUGUGUGGUAAAUGUGUGUAUUUCAAACUAUUUGUUAACAUUCGCAUUUCUUAUGUGAUUUUCUAACUCAUGGAAGUGAUAUCCCUGUGGUUUUAAUUGCUAUUUGGUACAGAAUUUAAAGGGAGCAUAUAUCUAAAGGAAAGAAAAGGGUGCAUAUAUCUUGAUGAUGGUCAACCUUCGAUGAUGACGCUUCUUGUCAUCUACUUAGUUUGAUAACAGUCAACCAGUGACAUUGGGAGUUUGUUAAUGUUCUUCAUAUUUUAAGUAGUUGACUAGCUUUUGAAAACUAUAAUUAGUUUAGUUUGAGAUUACAGUUGGAUCUCUUUCUUGAUAUUUUGUAAAUAUAUUUGAAUGUUAUUUGUGAGUACUAUGGUCAUGAUCAUGCAUAGGACAUGACUUUUUUUUUGAGAAUUUAGAAUGUCAGGUUCUAGCAGAAUAGUUACAUGGGUUCAUUAGCAAUAUUCAGGAAAUGCACAUGCAUUCAGUAGCAACAUUGGAGGUGUGAAUAUAAUGUUAUCAUCUGUUCCCUUUUA
Molecule: messenger RNA, 3589 nt
Organism: Lotus japonicus
Lineage: Eukaryota; Viridiplantae; Streptophyta; Magnoliopsida; Fabales; Fabaceae
Product: cytosolic sulfotransferase 15-like
Exons: 3
Coding region: 64-1101 (345 amino acids)
Biological process (GO): sulfation
Cellular component (GO): cytoplasm
Molecular function (GO): sulfotransferase activity
Source: RefSeq, a predicted model, not a curated record